AUGUCUCUUCCAUUUACGAUUCUCCUACCAUUGGUCUUCUCAAUACUGUCACCUUAUUUCGUAUCUCUCACACACUCCAAUUUCGCUCGACUUGGUAUUACUAUUUCCCCAACACCGAGACCCACAAAAAAAGUAGAAGCCUCUACUGAUUAUGAUCUCAAGUUUUUCUACUACGAUCAGAAUCUCGACCAUUUUACAUUCACACCGGAAAGUUACAAAACCUUUCAACAGAGAUACGCCAUCGAUUCGACGCACUGGGCUGGUGCCAAAGCCAACGCACCAAUCUUAGCCUUUCUUGGUGAGGAAUCGUCGUUAGAGGGAGAUUUGUUCGGUGUCGGGUUUUUCCAAGAGAAUGGUCCUCGUUUAAAAGCCCUCCUCGUCUACAUAGAGCAUAGGUAUUAUGGGAAGUCUAUGCCGUUUGGAUCGGCGAAAGAAGCACUGAAGAACGCAAGUACGUUAGGGUAUUUGACCGCAGCACAAGCUCUAGCAGACUAUGCUGCGAUUCUCUUACACGUUAAGGAGAAGUACUCCGCAAAACACAGCCCUAUUAUCGUCGUAGGAGCAUCCUACGGUGGAAUGUUAGCGGCAUGGUUCAGGCUAAAAUAUCCGCACAUAGCACUCGGGGCAUUAGCAUCUUCAGCUCCUCUUCUCUACUUCGAAGAUACUCGUCCUAAAUUUGGUUAUUAUUAUAUCAUAACCAAGGUUUUCAAGGAAACGAGUGAGAGAUGUUAUAAAACAAUCCGUACAUCGUGGGACGAAAUCGAUAGAGUUGCUGCUAAAUCCAACGGUCUCUUGAUCCUCAGCAAAAAAUUCAAGACGUGCGCUCAAUUGAGCCGUAGCUUCGAUAUCAAAGACUUUUUGGACUCGAUAUACGCGGAAGCAGUUCAAUUCAACAGGAAUCCGGGUGAUUGGGUGACUACCAUAUGCAACGCAAUCAACAAAAACCCACCAAACCGUAAAAAUGAUGUACUUGACCGGAUUUUGGCAGGUGUUGUUGCCUAUCUAGGCAACCGGUCUUGCUAUGAUACCGAUUUGUUUGUACGGCCUUCAAACAUUAGCAUCGCAUGGGGAUGGCAGGGCUGCACCGAGAUAGUGAUGCCGAUAGGAUAUGACAAACAAGACACAAUGUUCCAAACGGCUCCGUUUAAUAUGACCAGUUUUAUUGACGACUGUAAAUCCAACUAUGGUGUUUCUCCUCGGCCGCAUUGGAUCACAACAUACUUCGGCAUUCAAGAUGUCAAGUUAAUUCUCAGAAGAUUUGGGAGCAACAUCAUUUUCUCUAAUGGAUUAGCAGAUCCUUACAGCGUCGCCGGAGUGUUGGAGGACGUUUCAGAUAGUGUAGUCGCCAUCAAGACAGUUAAUGGUACACAUAGUCAAGACCUCGGCUGGAGUAGAAACGAAGACCCGGAGUGGCUGGUGAUGCAACGAAAAAAAGAAACUGAUUUCAUCGACUCUUGGAUCUCAACAAGUGGCCGCACACUGGUCUCACCGAUUACAAUACCUGACUAG
Arabis nemorensis is the source of this 1509-nucleotide messenger RNA. The record is from the annotation of a GenBank genome assembly. Lineage: Eukaryota; Viridiplantae; Streptophyta; Magnoliopsida; Brassicales; Brassicaceae.